Messenger RNA from Durusdinium trenchii, 2499 nucleotides. The record is from the annotation of a GenBank genome assembly. NCBI's taxonomy places the organism in Eukaryota, Dinophyceae, Suessiales, Symbiodiniaceae.
AUGUGCGAGCCGGAAGAGACCAUUCUUUUGGCACAGCUCAUUCUACAAGAAGGGUUUCGAACCAAUCCCGACCUUGGUGGGACCGAGAAGGUUAGCGUGUGCGAUCCAGCUGCCAGCUGUCGGACCAUCUAUGGCACCGUUGGCAAAUAUGCUUCGAUCCGAGAACAGGUGAUGGCGAACCGCGGCAUAAGCAUGAGUAGCGCGGCUACACGUCGCGCUCCAAAUUGUUUCCAUUUCCUACGACAAGUUGAAUGCUUGACAAGAGCUGGGCUCGGAAACGCCAAGCAGCAGUUUGAUUGGUCGAACGCAACAGCGGUGAGCAAAGCGUUUUCGAUCGGCAAGUUGGAAGCCGCAGCCGUCAGCAACUUGCAAUCGCAUGUAGAACCCAGCCUGGUGAAGCGGUUGAAGGAAGUGGUGGCAACUCGUGGCCUGAGGAGCUUCCUUGGGCACGACGUUUUUGGUCGUGGCGUGUUCAACACUGGCUGGAGCAGCGGGAGCGGGAGUUGUGAAGCUUGGGUCAGUGUGAUGACCAAUCUUGAUGAUGGUGCUCUGGCAAACCUGCUGAUUGAUCGGAUAUGUGCAGAUUAUGAUGCGCAGCCUGUGGGCAUGCGGAAGGCUUUGACGGCGAAAGAAGUGACUACCACCCACCAGCAUUGCGCAAUUUUCUUGAGCUUCCUCAACACCCUGCAGAAGACUAUUCCAAGUAGUGACGCUGCGGCGGCCAAAGAAAAGCUUACCACUCACUUUUUCUUGGGGGCUUUAGACGCAGAGCUGGGGCUUAUCGCCGAGAGCACCAUCCCGCCGGGUGAUUUGAAGAGUGUUGGGGCCUUCAGGAGCAUUUUGUCCAACCACGAGAAGAAAGUGAGUGACGAAACGGAAGAACGGGUCCAUGAGCUUAAGCAGAAAGUUUUCCAGGCUACGUUUGAGCAGCUCAAGGCUCAAGUUGAAGAAGAUUUGCGCAAGAUCCGUGCUGCCUUACCCACAAAGGCGACCCAGGCCUUAGAGACCUCCAAAGACAUGAAAUACAUUCGGGACCGCCAGCAGCAUGUCAUGGCUUUAGUGUCCUGUGACCAGUCCUUCAGGAAAGGCAACGAGUAUGUCAAGAAUUGGAUGUCCUCACAGUGCAAAAUUGCUUGGAUCAGUGUGAAGGAUGAUGCCUACGCUUCGACUACGAUGGCAAAUUCGCUCAGUGAGUUCACGAGGUAUGUGUUGUGCUCUGUGGAUGCCACGGUGUGGCCCAGCAGUACGCAGUAUUUGCUGGAUUGCUUGGCGUUGGUCCAGAAUGUGUGUUCCCUCGGGACUGCGAAUGUCUCCCACAUUCAAAUGCCGAUGUUCCACCAGGCGACUACGAUGAACGCCCUGAUCAAGCAUCGCAGGAAAGUGGAAGACUCUUUGUUGAAGAGUGAUCUGGACUUUACGCAGAGCUUGACACUCAUGUUCAGCAAAGAUGAGAGCCGGCAGGGCAUGGACAAACGUCCGCUCACGCAGUCGUGUGUGAUUGCGUUCAGUGGGAAGGCUUGCAGGUGGUUGGAAUCUGAAGCGAUCCAGUCUGCCGUGAUUGCCUCAUUGCCCCUCCUCAAGGUCAGUGAGAUGGUGGGGUACGAUCCAGACAGUGGAACACGGCCAAGUGUGGCAGCAAGAUUGGAGCAGUUCGCGGAGUUUGGGACGGCUUGCGUGCAGCGCUCUUUGGAGGAGAAGACGCCGCCCGUGCUGUACUACGGAAUUUUUCGUGAUGACAGUGGACACAAGAAGACGUUUGCAGACUUGCAAACAAGCGUUUUUCAGCAUUGGGAUGGGCUCCCAUCAUCACCGCCAAAGACCAGACCCCGCGCCAAGGCCAGUCUCCACGUGGACAACCUUUCCUUGCUGAGCUGCACAGCCACGGGGCCAGUUUGGCCAGAAGGUUUGACGGACAAGUUCCCAGCAGACUCUGCCCACCGCAAAGAGCUUGAAGCCUUGCGCAACAAGUUCCUGGAGGAGUUCCCUCCACCGAAGGACACGGCCGGUGCAGGGGCGACUACCCCCAGGGUUCCUGUUCGUCGGGUCAGUGGAGAGCCAGACUUUACCAUUGAGGAUAGUCGCCGUCCCAUCGACAUCAACCGCAACCUAGAUCCUACGCUGGAGGCCCCUCCAGCUCCUGCUGACAGGACCGCAACGGUGGCAGGAAAAUCGGGCAAACCAAGCAUUAUCAUCGACAAAGACAUGAAGAUUUGGAUCGGCAACGAAUCGGACAGCGCCAUGAGUUUGAAGCCGACCGAGCUUUUCGGGUUCAAUACUGGGGCCUUUGAGUUCAAGAUUGUCCGCGGCUCGAACAAGCGCGAUUCAAGCGGGAUUGCUUGGCGGAUCACAUCCGACCUGGACUUGAUCUCAUGGGAUAAGAAAGUGAUGCCUGUGUGCGAAUUCCUUCAUAUUUGUGCUGUUUCGCAUGGUCUCGCGGACGUUGGAAUUCCCGAGCACACCACCAGUCCAAAGCUUCACGCAGCAGCGGCUUCUCCUUAA